CUAAACUCAGAUUUGAGUUGUCAGUUUAAGAGUUCUUCUUUGCCCAUGUUCCUGUCAAUAGCCUCACCUUCUAAGUUUCUUGAUGGAGCAGAACAGUUAAAUAUUCGCUACAUAUAUUUGACUUAAUUCAAUAGCCCUUUCCAAGUGCCAACAUGUUCUGCUCUCAACCUAUAACCAAACUUUCCAAAAAUGUUGUCAGUAUUAAUUUUCCUUUCUAAAUUUAAGAAGUUGUCUUAUCAUCUAGUAUCUACUUCUUACGAAGAGUUCAUCCUAUCCCUAAGUCUGGUCAUUACCCUGCUGGGUAGUUCUAGUUCCUCUUGUCUCAGACUAGAUUUCAUUUAUCUUCAUUAAUAUUAUUGAGUUUUUUUAAAUACAGAAUUAAAGGAAAGAAAAUCCUUUUACAACUGGACUGAGAUCUGGGUUAACAUCUCAGCUCUGCCACUUACUGGCUGUGACAAGUAAUUUACCGCCCUGAGCUUCAGUUUCCUUAUCUCUAAAGUGAGAUGGUUGGACUAAAUCAUCUCCAAGUUCUUCUCAAGGUCUAACUCUUUGAUCCUAUGGCUUAUGGCUAUUCUGAGAUUCUUAGAAGCUCCUAGUUGGAGCAGAAGACAACAAAGUUGACAAAAUAUGAUGAUACUUUUGCUGAUAUCGUCUUUCCACAUUUCUUAACCUCAUCCAACUCUGCCCUAUAGUACAGUCUUAAUAGUAACUUGACUUAUUUAAGUCCACCUUUUAUCCCCAACUUCACCAAGGUAUUCCUGAUUUGAUUCCUGAUUGAUUAUUGUUUCCUGUUGAAUACAAUUCAUUUCACUUUCUGUUCUAGCCUCUUAUGAUACAAGGGGACAAGGAAAGAAUAACAGCCAUGGGAAGUGUUUGCAUUACUUUUUUCUUUUAGUCUUUCAUCAAGAAUUAAAAGGUUGAAUUGAGAAAGAAGGCUGUGAAAGCAUUUGUCUAGGGCUGGAAAGAGGAAACAAAAUAAUUUUUCUGGAGAAUCAAAAGUUUAUAUUGCCUGGUAAGAAUAGACUUUUACACACCCAAACUGAGAAUUUUCUCUCCUUACUCUGAUCUUAGCCCACUCUCCCUCAACCCUCCUCAUACAUUCUACACAUAGAACUCAGGCACCUGUUUCCCCAUUAUUAAGUCAUUCUUUCAGAAUGAGAUUGCAGGGUUUAAAAAAAUGAGUAAACAUUCUCUAAGCAAAGUCUUUUGGGGGAUUGAGACUGUCUAGAGGGAAUAGAAUUGAGGCUACCAGGAAGAAGGUUUUCAUUCUUAUGCUGUGGGAGAGAAUGAACUUAAGGAAUGCAUUGACAAGAUAACAUGUUAUUUGGGAGGCAGGGGAAGGAAAUGAGACCUCAGUGGUUACUUUUAUUCUUCUUACUCAUGGAAAUUAAGGGAAUAAGGAGUUGUCUUGAAUGUGAUCCCAAAUACUUUAAGGAUGUGAUAUGGCUACUGGAUGGCUUGGUGCCCCAAAAUACUCCUUCACGAAAAAUGUUCCUUGACCGACAGCUCCAGGAGCUGAGGAGUGUAAGCACCAGGGUCCACCAGGGGAAGAAGAGACUACGGUUGUUGGAUGUCCGCCAAACUAUCCAAGUGAGAGAAUGGUUGAAAGAGAAGCUCAGCAACCUAAAACAGAAGCCUUGGAAAGGGGUCUUCAUAUUCCAGGGCCAGCUUCUUGAACUUCGUCAGGACCUUGAAUUCCAUCUGACAGAAACUUUAAAGACCUUCUCUGAUCUUGCUUGUUCUGAAGAUUGCAUGAUGACUGAGGGUCCUGUUCUUGACUGCUGGAACUGUCUACGGAUCACUACACCAUGCUUCAGAGGAGAACUUUGUGGCGAUGAUGACCCAAUGAUAGCUCAGCAACGAGAAAUUUCAUUGUUUUUAGCACUGAUGAUGGAGGCAGUAGGGUUGGGAUCUAUUGCUUUACUGUAUUACUUUUGCAUCAUUCACCGGAAAAAGAUGAAAGUAAAGCUAGAAGAAUUGAAGAAAAAUCCACAGACAAAAAUGAUAAAAGCAAAAAAAUAGAAGAAAAAGGAGGAAGAAAAAAAAUACAACAGCAAGAAGCAAGAUAAGAAAAUAAAUUAAUAAGAAAUA
Molecule: messenger RNA, 2091 nt
Organism: Monodelphis domestica (gray short-tailed opossum)
Lineage: Eukaryota; Metazoa; Chordata; Mammalia; Didelphimorphia; Didelphidae
Gene: IZUMO3
Product: IZUMO family member 3
Source: RefSeq, a predicted model, not a curated record